Molecule: messenger RNA, 1232 nt
Organism: Triticum urartu
Lineage: Eukaryota; Viridiplantae; Streptophyta; Magnoliopsida; Poales; Poaceae
Source: RefSeq, a predicted model, not a curated record
ACAAAUCGUCGCACUUGGCAUGCGACAGUGGACUUCCAUGGCUAUAAGUACGCGCCAGAUCUUCACUUCUUUUCCUUCAUUCAGACGCAUCCGAAAGCUCCUGGUCAUCUGUCUCGACAUUUUUGCCUCUCCUAGCUUCGUCUCAGUUGCUAGCCUGGUCGUCUGACUUGUGCCAUGGCCCAUGGGAAGAGGUCUAGGCAGCAGCAAGCCGAAACAACCUCCGUCAGCCUGAUGGACCUGGACGGCGGCGACAUGGCGCGCAUCCUCAUGCUCUUCUCCGGCCACCACAACAGCCACGGUCACCAGGGCGCUGCCGCGCCCGCGUCGCCGGAGAGGGUGUUCGAGUGCAAGACCUGCAGUCGGCGGUUCCCGUCCUUCCAGGCGCUCGGCGGGCACCGUGCCAGCCACAAGAAGCCGCAGCUGGCUGACGGCGAGCCGGCCAAGCCCAAGGUGCACGGCUGCUCCAUCUGCGGGCUCGAGUUCGCCGUCGGCCAGGCGCUCGGCGGACACAUGCGCCGCCACCGCGCCGUCGCGGCCGCAGGGGCCGGCGUCGAGCGCGGCCUCAGCCUCGACCUCGACCUCGGGCCGAGAGGCGACGGCAAGAAGAAGACAACGGCGGUGGCGGCCGGACUGAUGAUCGACCUGAACGUGCCGGCUCUGGCACUGGAGGAGGAAGAGCCGGCCGAUCAUGCCAAGCUGGGGCUCGCCGUGGAAAUGCAGUUUCCCGUGGUGGUUGACUUCCGACGUUGAAAUCUAACACAAGAUAUUUACGUCGCUAGAGCCUUCGUCGCUACAUCAUGCAUGGCCGGCCGUGCAGCAGGCGCGUGACGAACUGGCUGCGCUGACGCCUGUUCACGCAGACGCCGGCAAUCAAGAGCCAGCUCCGCCGGUGUGGGGUUGGCCGUGCCCCAAGCGGAUAUGCUGAACUGCUGUCCCUGACACGUUUCCUGGUGAAGCCGGUGUCCACCGUCAAGGACGAGGAGGCAGCGGACCUGACUCUUCUGCUGCAUAUCUACAUCACCAACAGAGCAGCUCCUGAUUUUUUUUGGAAAAUAACAUAGCUUUGUUAAUUGCAAAUAACGGUUACAUCGCCUAUAAAAAAAGAUAGAAUUUCAUCUAAAGGCUCCUGAAUCGCUAACCUAGUCAUGGGCAACUUUAUUCGCUUCCCUCUAUUACAGUGUUCAAAACCAAUGAACUGCCUCUCCCACACUACCAAUAACGCAAGCUUUGUU